Molecule: messenger RNA, 1307 nt
Organism: Agrilus planipennis (emerald ash borer)
Lineage: Eukaryota; Metazoa; Arthropoda; Insecta; Coleoptera; Buprestidae
Gene: mRpS22
Product: 28S ribosomal protein S22, mitochondrial
Exons: 3
Coding region: 182-1222 (346 amino acids)
Cellular component (GO): mitochondrial small ribosomal subunit
Molecular function (GO): structural constituent of ribosome
Source: RefSeq, a predicted model, not a curated record
CACCCAUAAAAUACAAAAAGCUUAUCAUUAAACUUAUUCUCCUUUUAAAAUCAUGAUCACUACUGAUUAUCUAUUAUUGGUGGUUCUUCUUGGGUGAUGAUCUAUGAUUACGACCUAACCCUAAAUUUAUAAGGAAAAGUGGGGUUAGGUUUGCUUUUCAUACAAUACUGGUGAUUUAAAAAUGUGUACAACUGUUUUAAGAGAAAUAUGUAAAACGUUUCCAAAAUAUACUUCUAAGCAAUUUAGAGUAUUUGUUAGUUUACGUUCAUUAGGCUAUGCUUCAAGAGAGUAUGCUCAUGAAGAAAGAGAUCCUGCACCUUUUUUCUUUGACUCUAACGUACAAUCGCUUCUCAGAACACUUACUAGGGUUGACUUAAACAAAGUUUUCAGAAAGCGAAAGACAGGUGAUUUAAAGCUUGAACAACCAACAUAUAAAUUUCUCACAGAUGAACAACUGCAAGAUGCACUUAAAGAAGCUCAUGAAAAAUCUAGUCAACUGUUACAGAUACCUCCUGUAAUUAAAGUCAGAAAGCCAAUUGAUACAGUAAUUUCUAAUGAUCCAGCCCUUCAAGGAUUGGAAACAUCUAAAUUUGUGUUCACAGAUAUUUCAUAUGGUAUAAAAUACAGUCAACGAAUAAUCGUCGUUAGAGAAACAGAUGGUACCUUAAGACAUGCAGAUUGGGAUGUACGAGAACGUAUGAACCAAUUAUACUUUCCAGAACAUGGGAGGAAACUUAAAAUUCCACGCAUGUUUGAAAACACCAAUUUGGAAAGUUUAUUAAAUCGUAAGGAAUAUAUUUUUUUAUUAGACAGAGCAUGCAUUCAGUUUGAACCAGAUGAUGCUAAUUAUCAAAGAGUCACCAGCAUAACUUACCAACAUAUUAAUGAUAACAACGACUUUGAAAUACUGAGAUCCACAAGACAUUUUGGUGCUUUAGCAUUUUUUCUAACAUGGUUUAAAAAUAUUGACAAUUUGGUAUUAGACCUUUUAGAAACAUUGCAUAUUGAAGAAGUUAAUGUAUUACUCCAGUUAUAUGAAAAGUUACAUGAUCAAAGUUUUGGUGCAGAAAAAUCAGAUGAGGUAGAGGCACUAAUAAUUUAUAUAAAUAAAGCAGCAUCCAAAAAGGGUCCACUUGAAUUGGCAGUUCAAGCAUAUAAAGACCUUAAAAAGCAAAGAUUGCAAUUAGAGAAAGGCAUUCAAGCUGCUCAUGGGUUAACAUAGAUCAAAUAUCUUUUUUUGUAUAUUUUUAAUAAAUACUACUACUAAUAAAUCAAGCUAGCAAUAAAUGCUACAAAAUAUGCGACUA